Messenger RNA from Lolium perenne, 1485 nucleotides. The record is from RefSeq and is a predicted model, not a curated record. NCBI's taxonomy places the organism in Eukaryota, Viridiplantae, Streptophyta, Magnoliopsida, Poales, Poaceae.
AUGGUGCAGGGAGUCGAGGGACACUUCGACCGUGAUACUUGCUCAGCAAAAACCACAGAUCCUAGCAGCAGCAUUGGUGGACCCAAGGUUGACACCAAAGCUGAAAGCAAGGCCGCGGAGGAAUGGAUCCAAAUUUUUGUCAAGACCCUAAGUAGCAAAACUAUCACCCUCCCUGUCAAGAAUUUGGACACCAUUCGGACUAUCAAGUCCAAGAUCCAGGACAAGGAGGGUAUUCCCCUAGAACUGCAGGGGCUCAUCUUUGCUGGCAAGCAGCUUGAGGAUGGCCGCACAUUGGCAUAUUAUAACAUUGGGAAAGAAAGCACAGUGCACUUGGUCGUUGGUCUUCUUGGUGGCCAGAACUCUGACUCCACCAGGAACUCAAGUAUGGAGGAAGGUGUGGCUGUCCACUCAUUCAUAACACAACCAUGCGACCUGGAACUGUUACAAAGGUGGGUUGGACCUAGAAUUAUUAACGGGAUAACACACCCAUCGGCCUAUGAUGUGGAUAUAUACUCUACUGCCCCUUCAGUCCUUGCCACGCAGUACUCAGCGGUCAGAGCAGAUGACGGGUCUGAGGCUUGGUACUUUUUCACCCGUCUACGGCGUAAAGGUCGGAGUGGCAGUCGAGUAAACCGGUCUGUCGAUAUCGAUGGGGUGAUAUGGUCGUGGCACGGUGAACACAAAGCCAGGGCGGUACAUUCUGCGCCUAGAGAUGGCCACACAGUUGGUUAUCGGCGCCUUUUUUCUUUCUCACGGAAAGAUAAUGAGGAAAAUCUGAUAAGGGAUGGGUGGAUAAUGACUGAGUAUGGGCUGAAUGAAAAUGAGGCAAACGAGGUUGUUCUGUGUAAGAUAUAUCAGACGACUUACCACAGCAGAAAGCGACCUCGUCUUGAUCAUGCUAGUGGUGUUUUCAGCAAGCGGUGCCCUCCACAGCAGGCAUCUACAUCACAUACUGGUGUUGACCAGCAGGAGCCAAGCUUGAAAGCAAUAAGUUCAAGAUAUUUCACACCACUGCAUCCUCGUAAUGACCAGCUUAUUGCCAACUUUCUCCAGCCUAGACAGUUGUCUGGUGUGGUAAUACACGAGGUGUUCAAUGUUUAUGAGCUUUCCCCAGUGGAGUUGAUUAAGAAAUAUCCAGCCACAAUAAAUGCUGAAGGCAUACCAACCUGGUACUUCUACACCUGCAGCUAUGUGGAAGGAGCAGUUAUUUCAGAAACAGGACGAUGGUCAUCCCAGUUAGAGCCUAUACAAUUUGUUCAUGAUUCUUAUGGCGAGGUCCUUGGACAUGUCCAACGUAUCAAUUUUUUUGAAUCAAUGGACAAGUCAAGUGAGGAUCUUUUGUUCUCUGGCUACACAAUGUCUGAGUUUUCUGGUAAAAACAGCCAGCUUGAUGAUAUUGUGUUAUGCACGAUGGGUCUUCCAAAGAAAAGUGCUCAAAAAUUUUAUGUGAAAGCAGUUGAGAGGCCUCAGGUCAAAACCUCUUGA